This is a messenger RNA of Triplophysa dalaica, 2553 nucleotides long. Its product is annotated as tripartite motif-containing protein 16-like. The transcript is spliced from 6 exons. Gene Ontology annotation, molecular function: protein binding; zinc ion binding. The coding region runs from base 48 to 1718 and encodes 556 amino acids. Lineage: Eukaryota; Metazoa; Chordata; Actinopteri; Cypriniformes; Nemacheilidae. The record is from RefSeq and is a predicted model, not a curated record.
UCCCGUUCAGUUUGUACACGUCUCUCUGUCUGUGUGUUUGUUUAAAAAUGGCAGAAGCCAGUAUUUCUGUGGCUCAGGAUCAGUUCAAUUGUUCAAUCUGUCUGGAUCUACUGAAGAAUCCAGUGACUAUUCCCUGUGGACACAGUUACUGUAUGGACUGUAUUACAAACUGCUGGAAUCAGGAAGAUCAGAAGAGAAUCUACAGCUGUCCUCAAUGCAGACAAACCUUCACAACAAGACCUGUUUUAAAUAAGAAUGUAGUGUUUGCUGAAGUGGUGGAGAAACUGAAGAAUACAAGACUUCAAUCUUCUCAUGUUUCUGCUCAUUGUUACGCUGAAUCUGGAGAUGUGGAGUGUGACGUCUGUACUGAGAGAAAACUGAAAGCAGUCAAGUCCUGUCUAGUGUGUCUGAACUCUUACUGUCAAAAUCAUCUCGACCAGCAUGAGAAUUUCUUUAAAAGUAAAAAACACAAAGUGAUUGAUGCCACUGGACGACUACAAGAAAUGAUCUGCAGAAAACAUGAUAAACAACUGGAGAUCUACUGUCGUACUGAUGAGCAAUGCAUUUGUUAUUUGUGUACGAUGGAUGAACACAAAAACCACGACACUGUGACAGCUGUGGCAGAGAAAACAAGGAAACAGACACUCUUGAUAAAGACACAAAUAAAGUUUCAAGAGAGAAUUCAGGAGAGAGAGAAGGAUCUUCAGGAGUUGAGACAGGCUGUGGACUCUCAUAAGCGCUCUGCACAGACAGCAGUGGAGGACAGUGAGAGGAUCUUUACUCAACUCAUCCGCUCCAUAGAGAGAAGACGCUCUGAGGUGACACAACUGAUCAGAGAUCAGGAAAAGACUGUAGUGAGUCGAGCUGAAGGAGUCUUGAAGCGUCUGGAGCAGGAGAUUGAUGAUCUGAGGAGCAGAGACACUGAACUGAAGCAGUUUUUACACACAGAUGAUCACAUUCAUUUCCUGCAGAGUUUCAAGUGUUUCUCUGUGACUCCUGAAUCUUCAGAUGUUUCCAGCAUUACUGUCAGUUCUCAACUCUCUUUUGAUGAAGUGAGAAAAUCUGUUUCUAAACUGAAAGAAAAACUGGAGGAUUUCUGCAAAGAAGAGAUUGAAAAUAUAUCUGGUGGAGUAACAUACACUGAAAUCAUUGCUUACACAGAACCAAAGACGAGAGAAGAGUUCCUACAAUGUAAUCUGUUCUCUCUGGAUCCAAACACAGCUCAUAAAAACAUCAGUCUGUCUGAGAACAACAGUGUGGCUACAUGCACUAAUACAGUCCAGCAGUAUCCUGAUCAUCCAGACAGGUUUGAUCUCUGGCUGCAGGUGUUGUGUAGAGAGAGUGUGUGUGGACGCUGUUACUGGGAGGUUGAGAGGAGCGGUGUGAUGGAUAUAUCAGUGUCAUAUAAGAGCAUUAGGAGGAAGGGACGGGGUUAUGAGUGUGUGUUUGGAUAUAAUGAUCAGUCCUGGAGAUUGUACUGCACUGACUCCACAUGCUUCUUCAUUCACAAUAGUAAACGUAUUAAUCUCCCUGUAGUGUCCAGCUCAUGUAGAAUAGGAGUGUAUGUGGAUCACAGAGCAGGAAUUUUGUCCUUCUACAGCGUCUCUGACACAAUGACCCUCAUCCACAGAGUCCAGACCACAUUCACUCAACCUCUAUAUCCUGGGUUUUAUAUCAAUUCAAACUCAUCAGUAAAACUCUGUAAUCUAACAAGAUAAAAGAAACAGAGAUUUUAUUUUGAUCCACAUGAUUAAUUAGUAACAGUGAGAUGUUAAAAGUCUUUUAUUGUCUAUUGAAACCGUAAAUCCUUUUAAUGAAACUCAUUUCACUGCAUGUUAUUUAUUAUCAGAUAUUUCUGGUUAGAUUGGUCUAAUGAUGGUUGUGGUGUGUUUGUGUUGUGAAAAGAUUACUCGCGAUUAAUCACAUCCAGAAUAAAAGUUUGUGUUAACAUCAUAUAUGUUUAUGUACUGUGCAUAUUAAUUUUGUAUUUAUAAAUACAAACACGUACACAUUUAUACAUAUUUAGGAAAUAUUAACAUGUAUUUAUUUAUAUUUACCAAUAAUUGAAAUUAUACAUAAAUGUUUAUUAAUUUUUAGGUUUUUCUUAAAUAUGUGCAUGGAUGUGUGUGUAAAUAAAUACAAAACUAUUAUGGACAGUACACAGAUAUAUAUUAUGUGAACACAAACUUUUAUUCUGGAUGAGAUUAAUCGCAAUUAAUCUUUUGACAGCCCUAUAUUAUACUAAAUUAUACUAAAAUAUUAUUUUAUAGGACCAAGCGACACAGUUGGUGUUUGUUCUGAUUUUCUUUUUUGUCUGAUUCCUCUUGGGUUCAGAAAAGUUUGAGUUACUUGAGCCCUUUCAUAUUGAAUCCUGAUUAGCUUUUUCUUCUUUGUUAGAGGUGUUUUAUAUUUCUAAACAGAAUGUGUGUUACAUUGUAUAAAUUACUAUUCAGUAAUCUAGUUUGAUGCUGUAUAAUGGUUUGACACUAUAUAUAUUAGUUCACAUAAAUUAAAUAAAUAAUUAUUUCAACUAAAAAAUGCAAAAAGUCUCUU